Messenger RNA from Glarea lozoyensis ATCC 20868, 1056 nucleotides. RefSeq names its product P-loop containing nucleoside triphosphate hydrolase. Gene Ontology annotation, cellular component: condensed nuclear chromosome. Lineage: Eukaryota; Fungi; Ascomycota; Leotiomycetes; Helotiales; Helotiaceae. The transcript has 3 exons. Gene Ontology annotation, molecular function: single-stranded DNA binding; ATP hydrolysis activity; ATP-dependent DNA damage sensor activity. The record is from RefSeq and is a predicted model, not a curated record. Bases 1 to 1056 code for a protein of 351 amino acids. Gene Ontology annotation, biological process: reciprocal meiotic recombination; double-strand break repair via homologous recombination; chromosome organization involved in meiotic cell cycle.
AUGACUUCCGAGGAAGUUGAAGCUUCCCAAUCUGGGGUUGAAGAAGGAGGAGGCAUGGGAGGGCCUGGUGCUCCAACGCCACUCAGUGCACUCGAGGGUGUCGCGGGCUUAACAAAACGAGAUAUUCAAUUGAUUGUAGAUGGAGGCUACAAUACCGUCGAAUCUGUAGCCUACACUCCCCGGCGGAUGUUGGAACAAAUCAAGGGCAUCUCCGAGCAAAAAGCAACCAAGAUUUUGACUGAAGCAUCUAAACUUGUCCCUAUGGGCUUCACAACCGCCACCGAAAUGCACCAACGUCGAAGUGAAUUGAUUUCUAUCACUACUGGGUCGAAGCAGCUGGAUACUUUGCUUGCUGGGGGCAUCGAAACUGGCUCUGUGACAGAAAUAUUUGGCGAGUUCAGAACUGGUAAAAGUCAAAUUUGCCAUACACUUGCCGUCACUUGUCAGUUGCCAUUCGACAUGGGAGGAGGUGAGGGCAAGUGUCUCUACAUAGAUACUGAAGGCACUUUCCGCCCAGUUCGUCUACUUGCUGUGGCAAAUCGGUACGGACUAUCAGGGGAGGAAGUUCUUGACAACGUCGCUUACGCUCGUGCAUACAACUCAGAUCACCAGUUGCAACUGCUCAACCAGGCUGCUUCGAUGAUGUGUGAAACGCGAUUCUCUCUUCUCAUUGUAGACAGUGCAACGUCUCUGUACCGCACUGAUUUCGUUGGACGAGGGGAGCUUUCUUCUAGACAGACACAUCUGGCCAAGUUCCUCAGAACCCUCCAACGACUGGCGGAUGAGUUCGGUAUUGCCGUUGUCAUCACUAACCAGGUGGUUGCUCAAGUCGAUGGAGGCCCAAGCGCCAUGUUCAACCCAGAUCCCAAGAAACCUAUAGGAGGAAACAUCAUCGCACACGCCAGCACCACGAGGUUAAGCUUGAAGAAAGGACGAGGGGAGACACGGAUAUGUAAGAUAUAUGAUAGCCCAUGUCUGCCGGAGAGCGACUGUCUGUUUGCAAUUAAUGAAGAUGGCAUUGGAGACCCGAGCCCUAAGGACCUGGAGAAGGACUAG